Mytilus californianus (California mussel) is the source of this 2352-nucleotide messenger RNA. RefSeq names its product toll-like receptor 4. Gene Ontology annotation, biological process: immune response; toll-like receptor signaling pathway. Lineage: Eukaryota; Metazoa; Mollusca; Bivalvia; Mytilida; Mytilidae. The record is from RefSeq and is a predicted model, not a curated record. Gene Ontology annotation, molecular function: transmembrane signaling receptor activity; protein binding. The transcript is spliced from 2 exons. Gene Ontology annotation, cellular component: membrane. Bases 22 to 2145 code for a protein of 707 amino acids.
GUCAGGUCAGAGAACAGGACAAUGGUACAAGUAAUGUACAGAGAUUGGUAUACAUUGUUAAUAAGAAUGCUGAUAUAUAUUUUCCCAGCUCAUGUCACGUUUCCAAACAUUCCAUGUGAUAUCCAAUGCCGUUGUUGGGAGAAUCUUCACACAAAUUAUUCCGUUUGUUCUGGUAGUAACUUGACAAAAAUACUAAACAUUCCUGCUGAUACAAAUGUUCUGAAUUUGAAUCGUAACGCCAUUAUGCGUAUACGUAGCAGAGCUUUCCAAAAUUUGAACCGUCUUACAGACUUGGAUAUCAGCAAGAACAGAUUGAAACAUUUAGAAAAGGAAUCAUUUUAUGGUCUCGGUAAUUUGAAAACACUAUGCUUACAGAACAAUUUUUUAUCAUACAAGUCAACCUUUCCAAAAGGCAUUUUCAAACCGUUACAAUCCUUGAUUUACCUGAAUAUUAAGUUUAAUGCAAACUCCAGUGAACCAGAUAAUUUUUCAGAUGAAACGAUAUCGGACCUUGUAAGUUUGGAAAAUUUGGAAUUGGAUAUUGCUGACAAGAGUUCGUGGCAUGAGCCUUUUUUGUCACAGUUUUCUACUCUAAAACAUUUAAAAAAAUUGACGAGAGGAUUGUGCGAGUUGUGGGCACUUAGACGGAGAACAUUUAUAAACGUCAUUCGUUUACAGUACUUAGACUUGUCAACAUGUCCUAUACAAUUAAUCUACAACGGUUUUUUGUCAAAAUUAAGUAAUCUGAGACACUUUGACGUUUCAAACAUUGUCUUGUUUAUAGACGAAUACCUUCUACUAUUCAACGAAGUAGCAUCAAUACAAAUACAACAGCUGGUUAUGGCAAACACAUCUGAUUGUGUAAUAUCAAAUUUCCCAGUCUCUGUAUUUAAACUUUUGAAUAAUACAGGUCUAGAAGAAUUUUAUCUCAACAAUAAUGUGUUUUCAGAUGCGUCAGGAAACCAAUGUGAAGACGUACUACCUGCUUCCGUCAGACUUUUGGAUUUUUCUUCCAACAGACUAAUGAAGUUUUGUUUCCACAUGCCAUUUUUGAAAAAUCUUUAUUUACAAAAUAAUUCUUUGGGAUCUUUUCUUAGAUUUAAUCCGUUUAUGCGAUCCACAACUUCACAGUUAGAAUCUGUUGAUUUGUCUUUUAAUAAUAUUUACGGACUGAAAUUUUCUAUAUUUCAAGGACAUACACAAUUACAAACGCUCAAUCUUAGCAACAACAAUUUACACAAUAUAGAUUUCGACAUUUCGAAAAUGAAAGUUUUGAAACAACUAGAUUUGUCAAAUAACUUUAUCGGAACAUUUAGUCAAGACAACAUGGACACUUUUACCAACAUGUUUAAAGUAUCUAGUUUACGAAUAGAUUUAGGAUACAAUGUGUUGCGAUGUGGUUGUUUAUCUACUCACUUUUUACGAUGGAUGUUGAAUAACAAUAACCAUUUCCAUAAUAGUAUUGUAUAUACUUGCAAAUUUGAAAAUGGUACAUCGCUUCUACUCGAUGAUCUUAGCGAAACAGUUCUACAGCUGGAAAAGGAAUGCGACAAGCACAUAGUAAUAAUAAUCGUUGUUACUAUAGGAAUAGCCUUUAGUGCCAUAACUCUUACUGCUGGUUUAGCUUAUAGAUAUCGAUGGAAAAUACGUUAUAUUUACUAUAUAACAAAAGGCAAAUACACCAAAUUAAAACAUGCAGAGACCAAUAAAAUAUACUUGUAUGACGCAUUUAUUUCGUAUGCCGACAGAGAGCAGAAUUUCAUUAUCAAUGAAUGCAUUCCAAAUCUAGAAGAAAAUGGAAACAAAAAGUUAUGUAUCCAUCAGCGAGACUUUAUUCCUGGUGUGGACAUUACGCUGAAUAUAACGAAUGCCAUUCAUGAUAGCAAGAAAACUAUUUAUAUAAUCACCAGGGCAUUUCUAGAUUCUUAUUACUGUAUGUUUGAAUUCAAUAUGGCGAGAAUGGAAAGUAUUUACUCUAGGAGAGGAGAAAACAUUUUGUUUUUAAUCUUACAUGAACAAAUUCCAUCAAGGGAGCUACCAUUAGUUAUGCUAGAAAUCGUACAAAGACAAUCUUAUAUAGAAUAUCCUAAUGAUGAACAAGGGGACGUCGUGUUCUGGGAUAAGAUUAGAGAAACCUUAACUUAAGGUCAAUUCUAAGUUUUUCACAGAACAAAAACAGAAUAAUGGGAUGAAAACAGAAAACAUGUUUUAUGUCUUUCUGUCUGUGGAAUAAAUAAUCAGGAAAAUCAUCGGAAAAGUUAUGUUAAAAUUAUAAAUAAAAAAAGGGUUGAUAUGCAUGGGAAUCAAUUUAUUAUAAUUACAAUUAUUUGUAUAUUAAAUGUCAAAACGUUG